AUGGCACCGAUCAAGCGGAAGGGGAAUGCCCCUGAAGAGACAAAUGCUCGUCAACCGCAGAAGCGUGCCAAGGUCGGCGCAGAAGACCGCAAGCCAGAGUCGAAGUCAAGAGAUACCGCCCCCCAAGCUUCAGAGCUUUCUGUUCUGCGCGACGAUGAGCCAUCUUUCCCUCGUGGUGGUGGCAGCGUGUUGACCCCUCUGGAGCGGAAGCAAAUUCAGAUUCAAGCGAACAAGGAUGUUUUGUUUGAGCAGAAGGGCGUCAAAAAGCCCACACGUGAAUUCGCCGACGACAUGGACGACGACGAAGACGACGAAGAUGUGGAGAUGGAGGACGCGGACACAAAAGCAGGUGCCAAAAAAUCUCGGAAGAAGAAGACAAAAGGCAAGAAGUCUGCCAACAAGGAAUCCUCUGAAAAGGAAGGUGUGCGAAUUGAAGGUCUCAGCUACAAGCGCAUUGUACCGGGAUCCAUGAUUCUUGGCCAGGUAUCUGGAAUCACCGCCCACGACAUUGCUAUCUCAUUGCCCAACAACCUCGUUGGCUACGUUCCCCUCACAUCGGUCUCCAAGGUUUUGGACGACAAAAUCGAAAAGAUGCUGAACGAAGACGAGGAUGAUGACGAAAGCUCUGAUGAAGACAUCUUCGAUUUGAAGGAGCAUUUCUACAUUGGCCAGUAUCUACGAACAUAUGUUACUUCGACAGGCACCGAAGCCACCGAGGCAGGAGGCCGUAGCAAGAAGCGCCUCGAAUUGUCGAUUGACCCUCGGCAGGCCAACACUGGUCUUUCGAAAUCCGAUCUCGUGGCUGAAACAGCUGUGCAAGCUGCGGUCGUGAGUGUGGAAGAUCACGGUGUGGUCAUGGAUCUCGGUAUCGAGGGCGGCGACCUGAAGGGUUUCAUGUCGUCCAAAGAAGUCGAUCCCCGUGUCGAGUACUCUAGUCUCAAGGAGGGCUCGGUUUUCCUCUGCAUGGUCACUGGCCACAAUGCCAGCGGUAAUGUCAUCAAGCUCUCCGCCAAAUUCCAGUCGUCCGCUGCGAUCAAAAAUUCACACUUCCUCAGCGCUGCACCAACAAUCAAUUCAUUCCUCCCCGGUGUUGCCGCCGAGAUCCUCUUAACUGAGGUAACGCCCAACGGCAUCGCUGGAAAAAUUAUGGGAAUGCUUGAUGCUGUCGUCGAUCUAGUGCAAUCUGGUGCCGAUGACGGCAAGCUGGACAUCGAGCGCAAGUGGAAAAUGGGAGCCAAGAUCAAGGGCCGCAUCGUGUCCACGUUCCCAAGCUCAGAGCCCUUCAAGGUCGGAUUUUCCUUGCUGGAUCAUGUCAUGAAGCUGUCCUCCGAUUCUCGUGGGCCGGGCUCAUCUGACGAGGCUCCUGCGGUUUCUGCCAUCAUCCCCGAAGUUAAAGUGGUGAAAAUGGAUCCCAGUGGUAUGGGAUUGUAUGCUCAGAUUGGCGAGACCAAGCACAUCGGAUUUGUUCACAUUUCUAGACUUUCAGAUGGAAAGAUUGAGUCUAUUUCACCUGAAGCAGGCGCUUAUAAGAUUGGGUCUACGCACGAAGCCCGUGUGGUAGGAUACAACAUGAUCGACAACCUUUAUCUCCUGUCCUUCGAGAAGUCCGUCAUUGAACAACCAUUCCUUCGUAUUGAGGAUGUCAACGUCGGUGCUAUUGUCAAGGCCAAGGUGGAAAAGCUCUUGAUCGGUGCUACGGGAAUGGAGGGUGUUAUUGCCAGUCUUGCCGAUGGCAUUUCCGGACUCGUGCCCUCGAUGCACUUUGCCGACACCCAACUUCAGUUCCCCGAGAAGAAAUUCCGUGUCGGCCAAAAGAUCUCUGCCCGAAUUCUUUCCGUCAAUCUUGACAAGCGUCAGAUUCGCUUGACCUUGAAGAAGAGUCUCUUGAACAGCGAGUCGGCUAUCUGGAAGGAUUACAAGGACAUCAUGGCUGGCGCUCAGUCUCCGGGUACCAUCGUCAAUUUGCAGCCUCACGGUGCCGUUGUUCAGUUCUACGGCACUGUGCACGGUUUCCUACCAGUCUCUGAAAUGAGCUCAGCUUACAUCAAAGAUCCCGCCGAGCAUUUCAGAUUAGGCCAGGUCGUUAACGUCCACGCAUUGAGUGUGGAUGCUUCUCAAGGUCGCCUCGCCGUUUCUUGCAAGGACCCUUCAACAUACAGUGAGAAGUAUGGCCAAGCCUUUGAAGACAUCACGCCCGGUCUUCUUGUCUCCGGAACUGUGUUCGAAAAGUCUGGCGAUGAUCUGCUCCUGAAGCUCGAGGAAUCUGACCUGGUUGCCCGUCUUGAUGUUCAGCACAUUAUCGAUGGCUCACCAUCAAAGCAGAACUCCACUCUUUCCAAGAUUCGUGUCGGCCAAAAGCUCAACGACCUGUUGGUUCUUGAUACCCAGCGGGCUCAUCGUCUGAUUCGCGUGUCUAGCAGGGCCAGUCUGAAGAAGGCCGUCAAGCAGGGGCUCAUGCCCAGCAAAUUCCAGGACGUGCAGGAAGACUCCAAUGUGACCGGCUUCGUUCGCAAUAUCACACCGGCGGGCCUGUUUGUUGAGUUCUUAGGUGGUCUUACCGGCCUUGUCCCCAAGCGUCUUAUCGAGGACGCGAACCUGACUCAACCCCAGUUCGGCUUCUCCAAGGGCUCAACCAUCACCGUCCGUGUUCAUGAGGUUGACGCUGACCUCCAACGCUUUAUCUUGUCUCAAAAGGCCGCAACUUCCGCAACCUCUGCAGGCACUUCUUCAAAGAAGACAAAGGAAAAAUUGCAGACCGACGACGUUCUUGCAAACUCAAUCGACGAGGAAAUCAAGACCAUGUCCGAUAUCUCGUUUGGUCGGAUUGUCAAGUGCAAGGUGGUCUCUGUAAAGGCCACGCAGAUUAACGUGCAACUGGCAGACAACAUCCAAGGCCGCAUUGAUGUGUCUGAAAUUUUCGACAAGUGGGAAGAUAUCAAGGACCGCAAGCAGCCUCUGCGAUUCUUCAAGGCAAAGCAGCUCCUCUCUGCGCGCGUUUUGGGUGUUCACGACGCUCGCAACCACAAGUUCCUUCCUAUCUCCCACCGUAGCGGCAAAUACCCCGUCUUCGAGCUUUCCCUCAAGCCCAGUUUCAUCAAUGCUGCCCACCCUGAGCCUCUUAACAUGGAUCAAGUCAAGACGGGCUCUUCGUGGAUGGGCUUCGUCAACAAUGUUGCCGACGACUGCCUUUGGAUCAAUUUGUCCCCGAAUGUGCGCGGCAGAUUGCGCUUCAUGGACGCUUCCGACGACUUGUCACUCCUGACCGACGUCGAGAAGAACUUCCCGGUUGGAUCAGCUCUGAAGGUUCAAGUCACUGCGGUCAAUGCUGAAAAGGGUCACCUGGACCUCUCUGCUAAGCAGGGCUUCGACAAACUUUCAUUCGGAGAUGUCGCGCCAGGCAUGAUUCUGGCUGGCCGUGUGACUAAGAUCACCGACAAGCAGAUCAUCAUGCAACUUGGCGAGGCCCUCGUUGGUGCCGUCAAUCUUAUCGACAUGGCUGAUGAUUUCUCCAAAGCCGACCCCAGUGUCUACCACAAGAAUGAGGUGUUGCGUGCUUGCGUCGUUUCAGUCGACAAGACUAAGAAGAAGAUCUCUUUGUCUCUUCGCCCCUCGAAGAUCCUUAGCUCCUCGUUGCCGGUUCAAGAUCGUGAGAUCUCAUCCAUCAGUGAUAUCAAGGUCAACGACGUGGUCCGCGGCUUCGUCAAGCGCAUUACCGAUGCCGGUCUUUUCGUCACAGUGGGUCAUGACGUGACUGCCUACGUCCGUGUGUCGGACUUGUCGGACUCUUAUCUGAAGGAAUGGAAGGAUUCGUUCCAGACCGAUCAGUUGGUCAAGGGUCGUGUCACCUUCAUUGACGCGGAGCAGAACAAGUUGCAGAUGAGCCUGAAAGAUUCAGUACUUGAUCCCAACUUCAAGGCUCCGCUUGCGCUCCGAGAUCUCAAGGUCGGCCAAAUCGUCACUGGCAAGAUUCGCAAGGUCGAAGAAUUUGGCGCCUUCAUUGUCAUCGAUCGUUCUGCAAACGUCAGUGGUCUCUGCCAUCGCAGCGAGAUGGCCGAUAAACGCGUUGAGGAUGCCCGUACCUUGUAUGACGAAGGCGAUUCCGUUAAGGCUAAAAUUAUCAAGAUUGACACCAAGACCGGCAAGAUUUCGUUCUCGCUUAAAGCUUCUCAUUUCCAAGGUGAAGCGGACGAGAGCAGCGACGAGGAGGACGUUGAGGAUGAGGCUGGUGGUGUGGAGCUUGACGGCAACGACAGUGUCGAUGAAGACGAUGAUGUCUCCAUGGGUGGUGUGGAAGUCGAGAACGGCAGUGACGACGAGGAGGAGGAUGAGGAUAGUGAUGAAGAAGAGCUCGCAAAUGGGCCUACCAAAGAAGGCGGUCUUGGCGCCAGUGGUUUCGAUUGGAGUGGCAAUGUCCUAACCGAGGAUGCUGAUAUGGCGGAUUCAGACAGCGAUGCGGAGGAGGAGCAACAGAAGAAGAAAAAGAAGAAGAGCAAGCCUGAGAUCCAAGUUGAUCGCACAGGUGACUUGGACGCGAAUGGCCCUCAGACAGUUGCUGACUAUGAGCGGCUACUCCUUGGUGAGCCCGACUCGUCACUGCUCUGGCUGCAGUAUAUGGCCUUCCAGCUCGAGUUGGGCGAGGUUGACAAGGCGCGGACAAUUGCCGAGCGUGCCUUGCGCACGAUCACUAUGGGCCAGGAUUCCGAAAAGCUGAAUAUCUGGGUCGCUCUUCUCAACCUGGAGAACACGUACGGCAACGACGAUAGCCUUGAAGAAGUUUUCAAGCGCGCCUGUCAGUAUAAUGAGCCGCAAGAGAUGUACGACCGCAUGAUCAGCAUCUACAUCCAGUCUGGCAAAAACGAGAAAGCGGAUGAUCUCUUCCGAACUGCGAUGAAGAAGAAGAUCUCCACGCAAUCGCCCAAGUUCUUCCUGAACUACGCCAGUUUCCUCUUCGACACACUGGCUGCUCCCGAACGAGCUCGGGUUCUGCUGCCGCGGGCGCUCCAAUCACUGCCGGCACACACCCACGUUGAGACGACAUCCAAGUUUGCUCAGCUGGAGUUCCGGUCAGCCAAUGGCGAUAUCGAGCGUGGCCGCACCGUUUUUGAGGGCUUGCUCUCCUCGUUCCCCAAGCGUAUCGACCUGUGGAACAUUUUGAUCGACUUGGAGAUGAAGGCCGGCGAUGCCGAGCAGGUGCGCCGCCUGUUCGAGCGAGUCCUCGGGCUGCAACACAAGAAGGGAACAGUCACUAUUGACCCGAGUAAGAAGGUGAAGCCCAAGCAGGCCCGAUUCCUGUUCAAGAAGUGGCUGGCCUUUGAGGAGAAACUGGCUGCGGCUGAAGGUGGGGAUGAAAAGAUGGUGGAAGAAACCAAGGCCCGGGCGGCGGCUUACGUGAAGUCUCUCCAGGAGACUGAGUAG
This is a messenger RNA of Penicillium oxalicum, 5415 nucleotides long. RefSeq names its product putative rRNA biogenesis protein RRP5. The record is from RefSeq and is a predicted model, not a curated record. Gene Ontology annotation, biological process: rRNA processing. The transcript is spliced from 3 exons. NCBI's taxonomy places the organism in Eukaryota, Fungi, Ascomycota, Eurotiomycetes, Eurotiales, Aspergillaceae. The coding region runs from base 1 to 5415 and encodes 1804 amino acids. Gene Ontology annotation, cellular component: nucleolus; small-subunit processome. Gene Ontology annotation, molecular function: protein binding; RNA binding.